Molecule: messenger RNA, 2951 nt
Organism: Salvia splendens (bonfire salvia)
Lineage: Eukaryota; Viridiplantae; Streptophyta; Magnoliopsida; Lamiales; Lamiaceae
Product: serine/threonine-protein kinase/endoribonuclease IRE1b
Exons: 6
Coding region: 218-2854 (878 amino acids)
Biological process (GO): mRNA processing; protein phosphorylation; intrinsic apoptotic signaling pathway in response to endoplasmic reticulum stress
Cellular component (GO): IRE1-TRAF2-ASK1 complex
Molecular function (GO): ATP binding; RNA endonuclease activity; protein serine/threonine kinase activity
Source: RefSeq, a predicted model, not a curated record
GGAAUACAGAUUACAUAACGUUUCCAGUAUACAUUCCAAAUUGAACACAUUCUCCUCCAUUUCCCAAACACGCCCUUUCACGACAUAGAUUCAGCUAAGAUUUUUCUUAAUCCGUACGAAUCGAAAACCUUGGAAUCAGGGGAGAAAAAUCACACACCAACACUCAAAUUUGUGUUCAACAAUUUAUGAUUUCAUGAUUGAUUGAAAUCUUAUUCAAAUGAGGGGCUUAUUGAUUCCGCUGUUUUUCGUGAUCUUGAUUUUAGCUGUUGUAAUUGGAGCUUCCUCAAGCUCCGACCCGGAUCCGGAUUCCGAUAAUCCGCCGUUGCCGUUGACUGCCAAACACGAGACAGCAAUAUUGGCUGCUCCUGAUGGAACAGUAUAUAUGGUGGAGAUUGGUUCCGGAAAAAUCCUCUGGUCGUUCUCAUCUGGCCCGUCAAUUUAUUCCUCGUAUCAACAAAUCCCUAACCACGAAGGAGAAAAGCUCAACACAUCUGCUGAUGGUGAUAAUUUCUAUAUAGAUUGUGGAGAAGAUUGGGAACUCUACUUACAUGGAACUGGCCUUAAGAAAGUGAAGCUCCCUAUGAGUGCUGAAGAAUUCGUAAAACGCACUCCAUUUGUGUCGGCUGGUGGUGGGAUUAUGCUAGGAUCAAAAAGGACUUCUGUGUUUGUCGUGGAUGCGAAAACUGGAAAGGUCGUUCGCACUUUAAGGUCGGAUAACCUUUCCUCGGGCGAGGAUCGUGGUGCUGAUGAAACUUCGAUUAUGACUAGAGCUGACAUUGAAAAAUGGUUGCCUGCAAGUUCUGUGGAUGCCGAGGCCGUUGAGAAGCCGCUUUAUCUUACCAGGACUGACUACGCAGUGAAGUAUACGUCUGCGAAAACGGGAGAGGUUCUAUGGUAUCUUAUGUUUGCUGACAUUGAAGCGUCGUUUCAGUGUGAAGGAAUUGAAGAUUUUUUGGGGGGUUUCUCGGGGAGAGGGAUUGAUAUGAAGCUGCCGAUGCCUUGUCAGACACGGCCUCUAGUCUACCGUAUCCGGGAUCGUAGCUCUCUCGAGCCGCUUUUUAAAGCGAAUCGUGUUGGAGAUGCUCUUCCGGGAGGUGGAAUUCUUUCUUUGCCUGCUACCGAUCAUGGUGAACCCAAAAACUUAUUGGCACUUUAUGGUGGCAAUCAGAAUGAACUUAUGCUUGCGCUGCCGACUCCUGAACGAAAAGAUUUUAUGAUUGAAAGUGUUCCCAGCACUGGCGCUCGUCAAAUCAGCGGUCGUGUAGAAUCUGAUAGCAUAGCACAUCCUCAUCUGUGGCCUUCCAUGCUGUUUUCCGCUUUGCUGUCUAUAGCCCUGACUUUCGUUUGCUACGCCAGACAUCAAAUUACGAGGAAAGGGGUUGUGUUACAUCUGUUUCAUCGGCAAUCGGAAGAUUUGAAAAAGUUGCAAAAUGCGACACCCAAAAAGAAGAAAGGCCGGAAAACGGUUGUGAAAAGACAUAGUAUCUCCGAUGGGAAGAAUGGUAUGAAAGAGGAUAGAUUUUUGACCCCUAAUCCUUUCGAGAACAAUGGCAUUUCCACGUAUGGGCGUAAGAUUGGUAGAAUGGUGGUGACCAGCAAAGAGAUCGCAAAGGGGAGCAAUGGGACAAUUGUACUCGAAGGAAACUAUGAAGGCCGUUCCGUUGCUGUCAAACGUCUUGUCCGCACCCAUCACGAUGUGGCUGUGAAGGAGAUCCAGAAUCUCAUUGCAUCUGAUCAACAUCCAAACAUUGUUCGUUGGCACGGAGUGGAAUAUGAUCAAGAUUUCGUUUAUAUAUGUCUGGAGCGAUGUACUUGUAGUUUGUUUGAUUUGAUCGUAUUCUGCACUUCUUCAGAUCAAAGUCAACAAUCUCCGAGUAUUGUUGGUUCUAACAUGGAAUUGCUGAGCAAUCUUGGAAACAAUGAGGAGCUCGAGCUUUGGAGGGCUAAUGGAUAUCCGUCUGCUUUGUUGGUGAAGUUGAUGAGGGACAUUGUCUUAGGACUUGCUCAUUUGCACGAACUCGGGAUUAUACAUCGGGAUUUGAAGCCUCAAAAUGUCCUCGUGAUGAAAGAUAGAUCUAUAUCUGCAAAAAUAUCGGAUAUGGGCAUCAGCAAGCACUUGGAUGGAGACAUGUCAUCUCUAUCCAAGCACGCUACCGGAUAUGGAAGCUCGGGAUGGCAAGCGCCCGAGCAGCUACGUAAUGAGCGGCAGACUCGUGCCGUAGACCUUUUCAGUCUGGGAUGCAUGCUGUUUUUCUGCUUAACCGGCGGUAAACACCCUUUUGGCGAAAGUAUUGAGCGCGAUGUUAAUAUAAUCAAUUCUCGGAAAGACCUCUUCUUGAUAGACCAUAUCCCGGAAGCCACAGAUCUCAUCUCCGGCCUUCUCGCCCCUAAUCCAGACACGAGGCCAAAGGCUGCAGAAGUGAUGCACCAUCCUCUGUUCUGGAGUUCCGAGACGAGGCUCUCGUUCCUCCGUGACGUCAGCGACAGAGUCGAGCUGCAGGACCGGGAGAGCGCGUCUGACCUCCUCGAGGCCCUAGAGAACACAGGGAAAGCCGCGUUGGACGGGAAAUGGGACGAGAAGAUGGAAAGUGCCUUCAUCAAUGACAUUGGGCGCUUCCGGCGAUACAGGUACGACAGCGUGCGCGAUCUGCUGCGCGUGAUUCGGAACAAGUUGAAUCACUAUAGAGAGCUUCCAAGGGAGAUUCAAGCAAUUUUGGGGUCAGUGCCUGAAGGAUUCAACACUUAUUUCUCAACCAGAUUUCCUAAGCUCUUGAUUGAGGUGUAUCACGUGAUUCGUUGCCAUUGCGAGAAUGAAGAAACAUUUGGCAAGUAUUUUAGAGGUAGUGGAUUCUAACUUAGAUCUUGCAAUGUAACAUUGUUGUAACAAAAUUUGUACAUGUAAUGUAACUAAUCUAAUUAAUAUGGUAUAGGGUUUACAGUUUUGGACAUUA